Bactrocera tryoni is the source of this 1942-nucleotide messenger RNA. RefSeq lists its product as uncharacterized. The transcript is spliced from 4 exons. The record is from RefSeq and is a predicted model, not a curated record. The coding region runs from base 257 to 1681 and encodes 474 amino acids. Lineage: Eukaryota; Metazoa; Arthropoda; Insecta; Diptera; Tephritidae.
AUGUUAUUUAUGGGUAUUGCAUGUUUCAAUAAUUUUAUAGAAUAAUAUUGAAGUGAUUGAAUACUAUUGGUUUGGUAUCGUAUUUAAAGUAGUAUAAAUUUAAUUAUUCACAUUACUAAACGGCAUAAUUCCAAAUGUCUAGAUGAAAUAUGCUGGUGCCUUGCUGCUUAUGUAGUUUUGUGUCUAAACGAACUUAAAUGUGCCAAUGAAUGGACGGAAAUAAAGAAACUUAUAUGUGUAUAUUUUCCAGGUAAAAAUGCAGAAUGGAAUUUAUUAUAAAGAGAUAAAUACCGGCAUUCACUCCGACAUUAAUCCAAACUUCUCACCUGCCAAUGAAUUGGUGGCAUUUAAUCGUGAAAAAAUCAAUUACACUUGUGAAGGUGUUGAUCUUAUAUUAAAAGAUCGACAUAAAUAUCACGGAGGUCGAAGCGAUUGGGAUGUGCAAAAUGGAAACCAGGCGAAGUGGUCACGCAAAAAUAUCACUACGACAAUGGAAAGAUUUGAGCCUACAGGUGAUCCUCCUCCACCUCCACCUUCAUACACAUUUUUAGAUUAUGGACUUGCUGCCACCGUAGUUGCCUCGAUUAAAAAAGAAACAGAUGAUGUAAAAAUUGUAAAUCCUUUCAAUGGAACAUCAAAAGAUAUUGAGUCCCUGGGCGCUGUUGGAUCAGUAGAUCACGUUUAUUCGUACGCUUAUUAUGAGCCGCGGGUAGUGAAAUGUAAUUCAAAUAUCUUUCAUCAAAAAGAAAUAAUAGAAAAAUGUAAGAAUGAACAGAUCAGUUCCCGACGAAAUGUAUCAAAGGGGUUUCGUUUAAAAGCAAGUAGUGAGCAGAACGCAUAUUUAUCCUUGGAAGACCGUCAUAGUUAUACAACUCAUUAUGGAACAACGGAAAAUUUGUAUGAAGAAGUUAACGAAAAAAAUGGUAAACAUGUUCUUUGUGAUAAUCAUACAUCAAUAUCUGCAAAUAGCGUUAAAGAAGAAUUUUUACAAGUACAACGCAAUCACUUCCGAGUAAUAGAAGAGCUUAAUUUAUCACUGGAAACUUUUAUUAUGCCUCCUAACCUGACCUUGAACAACAUAGCGGAAACUGCAGAAAGUAUUGUGCACUGUGUAGGUGCUGAAAGCGAUUUGUCCUCUGCUGUCGAAACCUCAAAUAAAAUAUUACCUCCGAAACCUUGUAAAUCUGGUUUGAUAGGAGGACCUUUAUCUUCCUUAUCCAUAUCAGGUCAUCGCAGAAAAUUUUCAAGUACAAGCCUUGAAGAUGUUAUAGAGACUUUUCAAUCUAUGGACCUAAAAGAUAAUUCUCAAAAUUCUUCUAAUAAUGUAGAAUUUGAUGAAGAAGAUUUGGACAGCGGAUUUAGUGGUAGUGUUAUUAGUAGCGGGGCUAGCUACAAUGAAAGUUUGCGGUACAAUAAAAGUAGAGGUGCGCCACAGACACGCAGCAACGCUUUUUCUAAAAGCUCCUGUUGUUCAUCCCCACCUUCGAAUGAGUUUUCCACAAAAAAUAAUGUGACAUCUCAACAAUCUACCUCUGUAACUAAUAAACGAUGUUGCGAAAAUUUGCUCCCAAAGAAAAAAGGUCAUGAAAUAAAUUCAUUUAAUAGUUCCCAUCGUUUUUCGGAUAUGCAUCAUUUAUAUAUUCGUUCAACACCAGAAGCACUUUCAACUGAAAAUUCCUGAAGUUGUUAAUUAUUGCAACAUACUUAAAUACAAAAAUAUAAGCGCGCAUUUUUAUGAUGUAAGGAGAUUCACUUAUGUGUUAUACUUAUAUUCCACUUGAGUAUUAUUGAACUAAAAUAAGCUUAAGAAAGUAUCUAGUUGUAUGAAUGUGGAAAACUUCUGAAACCCGUAAAAGCUAUGUUUGUAUUUAAAAACAAAGUAAGUAACAAUAAGACAAUUGUUUUCCCAAAAUAAAUAAAUAAAGGGACAAAAAAAUUUGAA